Plodia interpunctella (Indianmeal moth) is the source of this 1098-nucleotide messenger RNA. RefSeq lists its product as uncharacterized. Lineage: Eukaryota; Metazoa; Arthropoda; Insecta; Lepidoptera; Pyralidae. The record is from RefSeq and is a predicted model, not a curated record. Bases 15 to 674 code for a protein of 219 amino acids. The transcript is spliced from 5 exons.
CGGACAGUAUCGAUAUGGAUUCGUUAGCAUUACACAUACUUUUUAUUCUAUUAAAGUUAUGCUGUGUAGAAGCCAGUUUAAAAGCUGAACAAAACUGUGCAAAGAUGACUAGGUGGCCUUUUUAUAACCCCGACCAUAUCGUAGGGAAAUGGCGAGUGUAUUAUACUUGGGGUUCAUAUAAAAAACCGUGUUUAGACGUAGUGAUUAAGCCAAUGACUCAAAUGAAAAAAAAUCAAUUAACCGGUACCUUUAAACGUAUUUUUGUGGAUGAACAUACUUGGACCGACUCUGAACUGAUGGUAUCCAUCGGGAGAUCUGAAGAACUGAUCCUGUUCAACGACGGAGAAGUGCCAGGGAGAUACCGCGCCCUGGUGAAUGCUCACCGCCUUACCCCCGCCGAUAAGGAUAUAACAAUGGCGAAUUACGCUGUGAAGGCAUUUAAAUUCUUCAAGUACCUGAUUUUGUUGAACUGUGACCAGUUCAGUGGGUUUUUGAUGGGCAAAUUCAAUGACAAGUCGGUCUCAGCCAAGGAGAUCAUCAGUCUAGUUGACGACGUGCUGCCGGGAGAACAUGGCCACUUUUCUUGUAUACCGCAUAUGGAUGGAAGAAGACCAAGAAGUGAAAUCAUAGGCGACUCAGCUUUGAAGAGCGUUGCAAAUCUUUAUGAAGAAUAAGUUAUUUUAUUAUAAAGAAUCGUGUGUAGUUUGUGAUACAUUAUCGCGUCUUUAUCCCUUACGUCGUUAACGGAGUCACAAGUUGAAAAACUCGAAGACCACGUUUAGCUGUAUGGUGGGCUUACUGGUGUAAUUCAGAUUAUAUAGAGAUAGAUUGCUAGCUAUCUCUUAUGAGAAGAAUCUCAAGGCCUUUACCAUUGCUUUACUUUUACUAAUCUGCACAAGAAGAGAAGCAUCUGGCACAUAAUUGUCUACCACAUACAUUUUGUCAAUGGCAAUACGAUUAAGUUUUGGCAAAUAUUUGUGUUAACCCCACAUAUGCGGUCAGACAAUACAUGCGCGUUUUGUGUUAGUUUUAACACACUCUAUCUAUAAGUAAGAAAAUAGUAACACCAGGUAUUUGGUAAUAAAUACAUUUUAUAAA